Racocetra persica is the source of this 552-nucleotide messenger RNA. The record is from the annotation of a GenBank genome assembly. NCBI's taxonomy places the organism in Eukaryota, Fungi, Glomeromycota, Glomeromycetes, Diversisporales, Gigasporaceae.
CAGACACGAACAGUUGUUAGUCACCAAGCAACUCAUACUUCACCGCCAAUUGACUGGAGCAGACAUGAAGUACGGCGUCUCCACGACUUACCAGUUACGAAUAUGACUGCAGUUCUUAGAUCUCUCAAAUUCUUAGAGUUUAAAAUAUCUACCUCAGAAAAAAUACCGUACUCUUAUUUUAAAGAGUCUCUUGAAUUUAUUUCUAAAAACUUGAAUAAAACUAUUCCAGGAUGUGUGUCCAGCUUUUGCGUUGAACUACUAAAAAUUUGUGACACUUUUGAAGGUGCCAUGGUUCUCCGAGGCUGUGAGAAGUUUUAUGAAGAAUUUUAUCAACGAAGUAUUGAUCUGCAAAUUGCUGAAAGACGUCGACUCUUGGAAACAACAAUAUUUUCGGAACAAAAGUUUACGGAAUUCUUACAAGCAUCGGGUCAAAAGCGAAUAGUGGAGGAUAUUGAAGAAGCCGCAUCGUCCAAUGAAAAGCGUGUUUGUCAUAACGUCGUGCCUGAAUUUUCCCGAAAUUGCGACAUAGAAGAAAAUAAAAACAACGAGGAG